UGCAGAAACCUAGAAAUAGGCAAGCACGGCAACGCAGUGAGCCUCCGGCGGCCGCUCUUUCUCAACCAAACCGCGCUUUCCGCGCUUGGAUCGGCUCAUGGCGGUCAUCUAUUCAACUCCCGGUCUUCUUCCUCCUCGUGGCCCUUUCCACCUUUUGCGGCAGUUGCAUCAUCUCCUUGUUCGGAUCCUUCUUGUCCUCGCUCCGAUUGAUGCCGAUCCGCCGCUGGGAUUUCGUUUAUGUCGACCUUAGCUUGGCAGCCUCUAAGUAACACUCGUAAUGCGAUUGGGGUCCGAUCUGUUCUGCCGUGGCGCGGCACCAACGCUGUCGAGCUUCCGCUGCUUCCUCAUCUAGGUUGGCGCGUGAGAGUUGUUUGAUGUUGUGGAGAUGGAUUCUACUACUAACUCUGAGCUAAAUGAUUCUAGCAACCCAAUCUCUCCCAAUUCGGUACUACAAGAACAAGCAGCAGUGAACUCACCAGUUAAGGGAAUCCCAGAUAUACACGUUGAGCCACCUCUUCUCCGCCCCCUGCGGCUUCGGGCUAUCGGGAAGUUGCAACAUCUUUCCUUCCACUUUUUCCCUGUGGUAUUGGAUCCCAGCACCGCUUUGACCCAAUCGGAAAAUGAAGUCGAUGAACUUGAGCUGGAUUCACUGGAUGCCUGCAUGAUUCUGCAACCUGUUUCGUUGUCUGAGAUCGGCGAUGAUCUUGGAUAUGGAAGCAAGGGUUUUGAAGAUGACUCAUUUUUAUCAACGCCAUCGAAUUCUUCGCCGCCGAUUGCCAAAGCACGAGAGACACCAUCUAAGUCACCAGCUAAUGAUACUGAGAAAAAGACGAAUGAGGCUGAUGGUAGCAGCACUGAUACUAAAUCUUCUAAGCUGGUGUCGCCCACUUUUGCCAAUAUUACGAUUGAAAGCGCAACCUUCAUCGCCUACCCCUAUGUCGCCUUCCUCGCCUAUGGUUUUAGCUGGAAUACCAGUGUUCUUGGGGUCACCAAAGUAUUCCACAAUGGAGGCAGAACCAAUUGCAUAUGCUGUGACUAUAGAUCAAAGUAAUCAUGUCAGCAAACCUUCUGAAGCAUCUUUGCCCGAUUCAGUGUCGAGUGUGCCUAAGGCCGAAACUUUGUCAGGAGUGUUUUCCACUCCGUCACUCCUCAUUAAGAGUGAUUCACUCUCUUCGCCACCCUGGCCAUCGCAAAGUUGCGUUGUGCCAUCCUCUCCAUGCCCACCUCCUCCUCCACCAUCACCAGUGGCAUCAUCAGGGCAACAAUCAUCCUUGACAUCAUCAAAUGGAUUUGCACCACCACCUCCUCCAUUGGCUGCAACAAAAGCUAUUCGUGCCAAGAGAAAUGAUGCAAGACUGAAAAGAUCGACACAAAUGGGAAAGUUAUAUAGAGCCCUCAAAGGAAAGGUGGAAGGUUCUAGUUUAGAUGGCAAAGCGUUGCAAGGAAGGAAAAAUCAAGUUGGGAAUUCCUCAGGUGGUAAUAAAGCUCAAGGGAUGGCUGAUGCAUUGGCUGAGAUGACAAAGAGAUCAUCUUACUUUCGGCAAAUUGAAGAAGAUGUUGAAAAGCAUUCUGCAUCUAUUCUGAAGAUGAUAUCCUCUCUCAAUUCCUUUAAGACAAAGGAUAUGAAGGAGCUAUCAAAAUUUCACCAGAAAAUUGAGCAAGUGCUUGAAAAACUAACCGAUGAAACACAGGUCUUGUCUAGGUUCGAAGGCUUCCCGUUAAAGAAAUUGGAGAAUAUUCGGGUGGCAGCUUCUCUACAUAUGAGGUUGGAAUCUAUAGUUGCAGCAUUGAAGGGUUGGAAGUUAGCAUCUCCAAUUGCCCAGCAGCUUGCGAAGGUUGAGUGCUACUUCAACAAGAUCAAAGAAGAAGUUGAUGUAACUGAGCGCAACAAAGAUGAAGAAUCCAAGAGAUUAAAAAACCACAAUAUUAUGUUUGAUUUCACUGCCCUUGUAAGAAUCAAGGAGGGCAUGGUUGAUUUAUCAUCAGACUGCAUGGAAAUGGUGCUCAAGGAGUGCAGAGAGACUCAGGAAAUAGCUGGAGAAACCACAUCCAAAUAAAAAACAAGACUGAAAAUGCUGUGGAGGGCUUUUCAGCUGGCAUUUCGAGUAUACAACUUUGCUGGAGGACAAGAUGAUCGAGCAGAUAAGUUGACCAGGGAAUUGGCUCGUGAGAUAGAGGCUUGCUCUGAAUCCUAGAGUUUCCUAGUAUACAUCUUUCUUUGUUCCAAAGGGAGCUUCCUCAACUUCAGUCCUCAAAUUUAAGUUUCAUUAGUGAUGGAGCGCAGCAAGGAUUAGAUGCGAGUAGCUGCUUGUAUCAUUUACAUAAAGUCAAUUGAUGAGAAUCAAGAAAAAUAUCUGUAACAAAUGGACUGGGGAAGACACAGUAUCGCCUUUGAACCAAAAACACUAGAAGAGAAUCAAGAAUUUAGCUUUGAAUAUCGCCAGUUGAAAUUAACUAGUAUUAUUGUGCUCA
Molecule: messenger RNA, 2472 nt
Organism: Zingiber officinale
Lineage: Eukaryota; Viridiplantae; Streptophyta; Magnoliopsida; Zingiberales; Zingiberaceae
Exons: 6
Coding region: 699-2057 (452 amino acids)
Biological process (GO): chloroplast organization
Cellular component (GO): chloroplast outer membrane
Source: RefSeq, a predicted model, not a curated record